Molecule: messenger RNA, 640 nt
Organism: Linum trigynum
Lineage: Eukaryota; Viridiplantae; Streptophyta; Magnoliopsida; Malpighiales; Linaceae
Source: the annotation of a GenBank genome assembly
UCCUUGUUUUGGUAAUUUUGGUCCGUAUAAAACUUGGGAUAAUCGGAUUCUGCUGCUGCAGCAGCCUGCAGGCCAACGUUACUGGAUCUAGUUCUUAAUGGAUCGUCCAGCUAUAUAAUAUUGGGCCGAGUUUCCCGAAUCUAGGGCCCAAAACCUCAACGAACAGUUCCGAAAGGAAAAACUCUACUCCACAGAAACGAAUAGUCCCGCCCGCAGUUGAUGAAAGAAACGGAUAGAGCACCACGAGGGAGAAGGAAACCUUGUCCAAUCAACGGGGAAGAAAGCCGAUAUGCGGAAGGCCAGAAAGCAGGGAGCCUCGUCGAAAUCCUCCGGCGCGGCCCUCUACCUGCCUCCGGUCCCGCUGAAGGAGCCGGUCUCGGCAGGCUUGAAAGUGGAAUUCGGAUUCACUCCUUACAGCGAGAGGUUGAACGGGCGGAUCGCGUUUCUCGGGCUGGCGGUGCUGCUGCUGCUGGAGCUGGCGACGGGGAAGAGCGUGCUCAGCUACCACACCCCGUCGAUCGUCCUCGUCCAGAUCUAAUUCGUGGCUGCGGUGCCGGCGUUGUACAUGAAGUACAAGAAGGAGAAAAACAGCAUCUGGCCGGAGUCGACUCUGGUGAAAGAAUAGAGAGCCACAAACGGA